AUGGCGUCGAUACCGCUCCCACCUACCCAGAUGCUUGCAGGGGUCUUUGGGUUCAUCAUCGCGGCCAAGAUUCCCGAGCUCCAAAACCGAGAUGUAGAAGCGCACGCCCUAGCUGCCAUUCUGCACGACCUUGGGUUCGAUCCGGAGCGGAAGGGGGCCACUACACACCGGCGAUGCGAGGUGGACUCGGCAGAGCUGGCACGCGAUUCCCUCAGACGCCAGGGUACCGUGGACUCGUGGGAUUCGCACCGCCUACAGCUGGUAUGGGAUGCUAUCGCUCUGCAUGCCAUCGGCAGCAUCGUCUUUUACAAGGAGCCUGUGGUGCAAGCCUGUGGGUAUGGAAUCUGGGCCGACUUCCAGGGCCCCGACCUUGUCCCCAAUGGGCAUUUGACCAAUGGAGAGUACAGUGAAGCUUGCCAUUGGAAACCUGAGACGACCUUUGAUACAGUAGGAGCUGAGAUAGGUGCAAAGUAUGUGCCAGGCUAUAGUGAAAAGAGGAAAACAACUCUCGAAUUCCUCGAAGCAUGUACGCUAGAUGAUGUCGACCCACAGCACCAAGCAUAG
Messenger RNA from Ilyonectria robusta, 564 nucleotides. RefSeq lists its product as uncharacterized. The coding region runs from base 1 to 564 and encodes 187 amino acids. Lineage: Eukaryota; Fungi; Ascomycota; Sordariomycetes; Hypocreales; Nectriaceae. The transcript is spliced from 3 exons. The record is from RefSeq and is a predicted model, not a curated record.